Fusarium coffeatum is the source of this 1071-nucleotide messenger RNA. RefSeq lists its product as uncharacterized. The coding region runs from base 1 to 1071 and encodes 356 amino acids. The record is from RefSeq and is a predicted model, not a curated record. The transcript has 2 exons. NCBI's taxonomy places the organism in Eukaryota, Fungi, Ascomycota, Sordariomycetes, Hypocreales, Nectriaceae.
AUGUUUCCGCCUGUUGAGGAAUCGGUUCUUCAAAACAAUUCUGACUUCGCCAAUUUAUAUAAGAAACUUACUAAUGUGGUGCUCAACCCAGAUGGGUCAACGCAGAAUGACCCUCGAGCUAAAGAGCGGGCUUCUGUUAGAGAGGAGCUUGAACGUCGGCGUCUGAUCUCCGCGAAACAACAUCUUCUUACUUGCGCUAUCUCAACAGCAACUCCGUCAAGCACACCGCCUGCGACAAGAGCAUCAUCUCGUCUACGGGUCCCUCAAGGUCAACAAGCAGGAGACUCGAGGUCUCAACAGCAACAGCAACAGCAACAGCAGCCUUCACUUCCGGAACCACUCCUCGACCUCUUAAUUGUUCUCCCUCCACUUCUCGACGCCAAUAACCCGCCUCUUCCUCAAGAUACCCUCCAGUUAUUAUUUGCCCACCCUCCCCUUUCAGAACUUGAGACGCUACUUCCCACGCUGGCGCCCAUCAUCGCUUCGAACCUACGUACAUGGGCACUAGGCCUUGCCCGGAUCGCGCAUCCUUCUACAAACCCUUCCUUCCUACACCGUCAUAUAUAUACACUGCCGAGUACGUUAUCCAGCUGGCGCUCUGACCUCGCCGCCGCCGAAACAGAACUCAGCUCUCAUCGUUUACGCUCCCUUGCCGCCUUGGCAACCCUUCUUCAAACCGCUACGAAUGCGUUGAGUCUUUUGGUGCGCGCUCUCGAGGUCAAGCACGGUGUCAUAGCUCGUAGCCUAGAACUUCGUGCUGCAGAAGUCUCCCUCCAUGCACGCCGACACGACGCCGAUGCCGCUAUCGCCGCUGCUUCUGUGCGUCGUGCGGUAUAUACCCCUGAAGCAAUUACUGCUCUUAAGAACUAUGGUGCUCAUUUGCGCGAUGCCAAAAUGCGAGGUGAGGAGCGCGUUCGCGGUUUAACAGCUGAGCUUGGAGAGUAUGGGGUUGGUGUUGAUGGCGAAGAAGGUAAGGAAAAGAAGAUGAAGGAGAUGUCCAGAGUGUAUCGGGAAAUGACGAGGCAGAUGGACGACGUAAAAAGAGAUCUCGACCGACUUAAUCAGGGAUGA